This is a messenger RNA of Paramacrobiotus metropolitanus, 3513 nucleotides long. RefSeq lists its product as uncharacterized. The transcript is spliced from 5 exons. The coding region runs from base 2612 to 3322 and encodes 236 amino acids. NCBI's taxonomy places the organism in Eukaryota, Metazoa, Tardigrada, Eutardigrada, Parachela, Macrobiotidae. The record is from RefSeq and is a predicted model, not a curated record.
GAUCUACACCACAACCACGAGCUUCUGUUUUUCUCACAGAAACCCCCCGGAAUAGUUUCCGUUCACAUGGUCAACAACGACGGCGAUGUUGAACUACUUGCCGAUACUGUGCAGAAGAUCGUGGCGAAGCUAGCACCGUCAAUGAUAACCUCCUAAACGGCCGUACAGUAUAAACGUCAUUUUCACUUAUUCCUUCUAACCAGUCUUAUGAUUAUAACUACUUAGUAUUAUUAUUAUAUCAUCUUAACUCUCUGUUGUGGCUAACGUAGGAAUUCUGUACUUAAUUGGGUAAUCGUUCGUAUAUUUCUUCCCAUCAAUUGCUUGUUCUUUUCCUUACACUGGCUGACCUUUAAUGUUUAUCAGGGAAUUUAUUUAACCGUACUAGUAUUAUUCUAGGCUUCCUCGAGUGGUAAUCCGCAAAUAGGAUCUACUAAAAUUUUCUGUUUACGGUUAGCUCCUGGUAUACGUUCGUUAUUGUGUGGAUUUCUUCCUUAAUUCACUCGAUCUUUACUUCUUUCACCGAAGAUUUUACUGCAGCUUUCAUAUACACAAUUCCUUAAAAAAUUACCUUGCGAAAUCUGAAAUUUUCAUUACGUACAUUUCAAGUACAAUACAUCUUAAUGACAGUCAAUUCUCGUUAAGUCGUACUUAUGUGUGUUUUCCCUCCUUUGUUUCUUAUAUCUUCAGUCGCCAUGGCAGCGCAUUAUGGUAUAAAAUCUUUUCUAUAAUAUACUUUAUACUUAAUGUAUUUUUUAACAGUCGCUCAAUAUUUACAAAAAAUAAUUUAACCGUUUAAUAAAUUAUUUCGUGCUGUCGUACGAUUACAGUUCUAUAGAUAUUUCGCUAGAACUACAUAAAUAACAUGGUUAACAUUUGUUAUCAAAAUUUUGUACAAUUAUUGACAUAUUGCAAAAUACCUAUGCCGCAAAUCUGCUUGAGCUAACGGUCUAAGAUUCAAAUCUGGGUUUAAAUUUCAAUGUGUAACGAGCGAGUCAGAAUUAUCCCACAAGUAUACUUAGUACGAUAAUUCUUCUAAAAGGUACAUCUAGUUACGGGCAUCAGCCAUCCACAUACAAAAAAGUAAUGCAAGUGCGAGUUCACUAACGAUAAGUUGUGAGAAAAUGCUAUAUUGAUUUCGGUGAAUUUUCAUAACAAUACCGGCACGAAGAGUUGAGGCAGUACUCUUUUACCUUUAUUUUUUUCCCCUUGUCUGUCUGCCUACUUUUAACUAAUACUAAAUUAGCUGUGUAACGAGUUCUACUUUUUAACUGCUUUUAAAGUUCUUUAAAGUCAGGUCGGUCGACUGCUGUUUGAUUUUAAAAGCGAUUACCAUGAAUUUCAGAGCAAAAACUGGUGACUUAUGCACAGCAAAACAAAGCAGGAGAAACAUGAUCUUUUUUAAAUUUUUAAUGAUUAUCUGCAGACUGCAAUGACGCCGGUUAGGCGUUAUCUCGAGGUUUCGUCAGAUGCAGAACGUUCAUCGCACUGCAGGACGCGUGUUUGAUGUACGCACUUUGUAGCAAUUUACGUCUGCAAGGUGACACGUCAGUUUUCUGUGAUUGCAAUCACUUACCCGGUUCUACGGCAAGCAGUUUUUUGACGUGCUUUAGACAUCGUCGGAGCACAACACGCCGUCUUUAGAACGGCAUGUUUCAGUAUACUUAUGGAGCCCCUUUUUAUGUACAUUUUUACGUCUAAAAUACAUGGUCUACGGAACCAUAUUAUGGCUUUUUGAAACUCAAAAAGCACCCAUCCUAGGACAUCUUUUGAAUGAAGAAGACACGGGGUGCGGCUGAUAAUGUGAAAACUGUCUUAAAGAUAUAUCUCGUCUGAGUUAUAGUGGCUUCCGAUCCGCUGUCUGGAUUGCAGCGUGAGUAAAAGUGCUCGAAUGUAUUUAAAAUGCGCAAAUUGUGUGGAAAAAUACUUGCGCUCGAGAGUAAUUGCAGGUGUAGAUUGUUCCUUGUUGCUCUGGCUGACUUGUUGGAUUACGAUUUGGGAUUAUGAUAAUUUCUUCCGAGCUUGGAGUAUGUGCAAUCGCCUUUAAUUAUUACUGCAAUUCGCUGACAUGCGAGUAAUUCAUCGUGGAAGCCGAAAGUGCAGUCAUGUAUGCCGUUUCCGAUCAACAUAGCGUUUGAAUAACAAGAUUAACGGUUUGCAAUAAUCAUCAUACCCAUAUCCAGGAAAACAGCGUGCACCAGACCGAGCGCUUCCGGGAUGACCGUGCGAUGUGGCGGAAGUGAUACAACGCGCGCCUUUGCGUCGAAAACAAGCGUAUUCUCUGGAUCACGGUAGAGUACAUCCCGGAGCUCCGCUGCGGCUGCCUACAUACCUUACAAUACUGCCGGUGUUUAGCAAGAUGUUGGGAGAAAUUAAUAGAUAACCAACCACAAGGAACGCCCACCGGCUCCCAUCCGACAAUGUAAAACAAGGAACUGAAGGAAGAUCACCGUGCACACGUUAUCGAUUUCACCCACCGCUAACCAGCUCCACUCAUUCCUCGCCGAGCUGUGUGAAUCUCAGGAUAUCGCAGUGCUAUUGGUCGCAAUACGGACACGAUUUUCUAAACGUUGGUCACUGGGCUGAUUGUCGAACCGACCAGUUAGACCACAACAUGGUUCUAAAGGUCACUCGCAUCGGGCUCCAGGAGCUAAGAGGAGUUGGAUUUCUGCUGGCUGGUAUGGGAUUUGUCAUCUUCGGCAUGACCGUACCAUUGACAUGCAUGCUGCCGUAUAUGGACUUCGCCUUCCUGCAUGGCUACAGCUAUUUUAUGGGCCUGCUCCUUAUGUACGUUGGCUACUUAACCACGGUCACCGCCCGUGACAUCGCCGCGAAAUGGGACGCGAUCCAGUCGCCGGACCAGCUGCGUCGUCUCAUUGUGAUCAUGGUCGUGCCCUUUGCCCUGAUCAUGCUGGGAUUCGGGGAGAUGUACAAGUACGGCAAGGAAGACGGUGGUCUGCUUAACCAGGUGAUGGGACAGAUCCGCCGAAAGGAGUGGGGCGAUCUCAGCCCUACGGAUGGCCAGGUCACCGGGCUGGAGUGGAUGUACACUAUCAGUCAUCUGAGCUUCAUGGCUGCCCGUCUGGCGUUGGCUUUCGGGGUCAUCCUCAGCACGGUCAUCUGGAUUAACGGGGCACAAAACGCCGCUGACGCCACCGCCGCGGCGCCGAACGCCGGCCGUCGCAGUGAGGAUGCAGAGGUACGCGGAACGACGUCGACGUCGCGGGGGGAGGUUACAUACCACGCCCAGACGGAGCGCGUGCGGAUGCUGCACUCCGAUCCGCCGGCAUACAAUGCCAAGUUUAUUGUGCAUGAAGACGCGUGAUGACGGUGCCGCCGUAAUUAAUAUCAUUAUACAUCGUUUUACUGGCGAUUCAUUCAUCGAUUCAUUCUUCAACAUCUGAACUUCAUUACAACGAUUUCUACGUAUUAGAUUCGCGAUAUAUCACUGAUGGCUUGACAAACUUGUAUGGACUUUUAUAUAUUGAAAUUACACAUUAAUACAUUAUUGCGUUG